AUGUCUCAAGGUGAAAAGAGAAGUCAUUUUGUGAUGGUAUCAUCUAAUUCAGAAGAUUCUGAAAAUGAGAAUCAACGAAGAAAUCGAGAAAAUGUUAAUGUUGAAUAUAGUGGUCAUGAAGAAUCAAAUUUAAAUGAUACAUGCGCCUCCAACAUACUUGAUGAAAUUAAUGGUUUAAUUCAAGAAGUCAAUCAACCUGAAGCUGAAUCAUCAGCAUCCAAUUCUGCAACAACUACAUCAAAUGUCACACCUACAGCUACAACACAAAAACAAUAUUGUCCUGUUACAAAGAAUGAAUUCGAUGAAAUCAACAAUUUAAAUGAAAAUACUUUACAAUUUCGUAUACGUGGUAAAGUCAUCUAUCGAAGUCCGAUUCAUCAUUUUUCUGCAAAUGGUCGAGUAUUUGAUUGUAUUCUUUGUGAUCGUAAUGGUGAAGUGAAAGUGGUGGUCUUUAAUGAUGAAGGUGAUCGAAUAUACCAUUUGAUGGAUUUAAAUCAAAAAGUUGUGGUUGAAAAUGGGCAAAUAAGAAAGACGGAUGAAAGAUACCGAACACAAUAUUCAAUUUAUGAAAUUCGAUUGGGUGAAAAUAGUCAUGUUGAACGAUAUGAAUCUAAUGGCUUUAAUCCAUCAUUCAAGAUCAUCAAGAAGCCAAUCAAUGAUGUUAAUCAAUUGGCUCAUAAUGUUGGUGUCGAUGUUGAAGGAAAAAUUAUAUUGGAUCGAGGUAUAUCAACAACAAGAUCUCAAACUACUGGUGCAGAAAUUCGACGACAAUCAAUGAAAAUUGAAGAUGAAACAGGUGGAAUUAAUAUUACAAUAUGGAAUCAAAAAAUUGAUGAAAUUCCUGAUAUGGUAAUGAAUAAAACAAUUCGUAUACGAAAAGGCAAGGUUAAUCAUUAUAAUGAUUUUAUUUCAAUCAAUGUAUCUGAACAAGCUAUGAUUGAAAUUGUAUCGACAAUGUCAAAUCAUAAAUGCCGUUCCAUUAUGUAUGAAUGCACUAAAGUUACACCACCAAAUGAUAUUUUUCCUUAUGAUAUCAGAGUGGUAUUGGAGAAUAUUGUAAAUCUAAAAAAAGUUCCAAUCAUGCAUUUACUGGUUGUUAUUUUUGCUGGUAUUGCUCAUUGGUGUUCACGAACAGUGUUAAACAUAGAUAUCGAUUGGGAUAUACCUUUACUAUUUUAUGGUGUGAUUAUAGGAUAUCCAGGAUCAAACAAAUCAACAGCUAUUGGUUUAAUCGAAAGAGCAACACGAGAAAUAGAAGAAUAUCUCCAAAUAAAAAUUGAAGAUAGUCGAAUAAAUGGAUCAGUAACCAUUGAAAGUUUAUUACACGAAUUAGAGAGGAAAAGAUCCCUUGUUCAAGCAUUUGAUGAAUUUAAUACAUUUGCGUCAUCGUUUGGUCUUUAUCGAGCAGAUAAAGCUGUAUAUCAUCGAUCUGUAUUAAAUACACUUUGGAAUGGACCAAAAUCAUAUUUUCGACAAUUAGUAAAAGGUGAUAUUAAAUGUGAAAAUCCAUGGCUUUCAAUUGUUGCAGCAGCGCAUCCCAGUGCAAUUAUUAAUAUAUUAAAAGAUGAAAAUAAUCAAUCAGGAGUCGAUGGAUUGUUUGCAAGAUUUAUUUUUUCGGCUCGAUUUUCACCAGAAGACGUUCAUAAACGUAGUAAACGUGAUGUUGAUACAACAGCUAGUGAAUAUAAUACACAAUCGUCUCCAUGUCCAAGUUUAAGUCACAUUAUGUAUUUUAUUUAUUUGAUGCAUCAUGAUCAAAUUUUAACGCUCAAAAUGUCGCCAGCAGCAAAUGAAAUCUUAACAUAUACUCAUGAUGAAUAUAAUAAUAUGGUGAUAGGUUUUCAAGGAUAUCAAGAUAUUUUAUGUACAUUAUUUUCAAAAUCACGAGAUCAUUUAUAUCGAAUCUGUGGUUUAUUACAUCUUUUUCACAAAGCUUGUAGUUAUGUUCUAAAGAUUGAACCACUAUUACAAUAUUUAUUAUUUGAUGAUUUAGCAGCUGAUUCAAUACAAAAAAUGGCUAAUCUAGCAAAAGAAAAUAUGGAUGAAUAUCUUACGAUUUCAGCUGAAGUUGCAUUAACAGCUGUUGAACUGAUGAAAUUUUAUGUCGAUACGAAAAAACUUCUAUAUGGAUUUCCAUUAAUAACUAUUCCACCAUCACAAGAUAUAACAAAUAUUGGUCCAUCUGCAUCACAACAAAUAAAUAUAGUUGAACAGAAUUCUCAAAGAAAUGUUUCUUAUCUUAAUUCAUCCGCUGUUGAUAAUUCAAGGCGAAGUGUUGUUAGUCAUUAUAAUGGUUUUUCUACAUUAUCAUCAUCAUCAUCGUCAUCAAUGGAUCCAUUUGAUGGUAGAACUACUGAUACAGUCAUCAAAAAAAUAUUAUUGUAUAAAAAGCAAACAAUAACAAGUAGUCGACUUACUCAAAUAUUACGAAUUCCUGGUGUUAAUGUUGAAAAUGUUAAAAAAAUUUUUAUCUUUUUGGCUAAUUGUCAAAUUGGGUCACAUUUAUUAGAAAAACAAAAAAAACAUGGAAAACCUCGAAUAUUGUUCACAAAAGAUCAAAUACCAGAUGACAAAGAAUCAGAAAAAUAUCAAAUGAUGAUAGAUUUUCUUAAAGAAUUUAAUAUUACACCUGAAGAAUACAAUAAUUGUCUCGAAAGUGAAUCAGAAACGUCAAGUAUAACAACAGACACUAUUCAUUGA
This is a messenger RNA of Rotaria sp. Silwood2, 2700 nucleotides long. The record is from the annotation of a GenBank genome assembly. NCBI's taxonomy places the organism in Eukaryota, Metazoa, Rotifera, Eurotatoria, Philodinida, Philodinidae.